AUGAACGCACUGCGCAAGAUCAUCCACGUCGACAUGGACGCCUUCUACGCGUCGGUGGAGCAGCGCGACGAUCCGUCACUGCGUGGCAAGCCGGUGGUCGUGGCAUGGCGCGGCGCCCGCUCGGUGGUGUGUGCGGCCUCCUACGAAGCCCGCGUGUUCGGCGUGCGCUCGGCGAUGCCGGCGCUGCGUGCUGAACGCCUGUGUCCGGAUGCGAUCUUCGUGCCGCCGGACUUCUCGCGUUACAAGGCGGUGUCACGCCAGGUGCGCGAGAUCUUCCUGCGCCAUACCGAUCUGGUCGAGCCGCUGUCGCUGGACGAGGCCUACCUGGACGUGACCGAGCCGAAGAGCGGCAUCGAGCUGGCCACCGAUAUCGCCCGCACCAUCCGCACGCAGAUCCGUGAAGAAACCCAGCUGACCGCUUCAGCCGGGAUCGCGCCGAACAAGUUCCUGGCCAAGAUCGCAUCGGACUGGCGCAAGCCCGAUGGGCAGUUCGUGAUUCCACCGCAGCGGGUGGACGCGUUCCUGCUGCCGCUGCCGGUGAACCGGGUGCCCGGCGUGGGCAAGGUGAUGGAAGGCAAGCUGGCCGCGCGCGGCAUCGUCACCUGUGGCGACCUGCGGCAGUGGGCGCUGGUUGAUCUGGAAGAGGCGUUCGGCAGCUUCGGCCGCAGCCUGUACAACCGCGCACGCGGUGUGGACGAGCGGCCGGUGGAACCGGACCAGCAGGUGCAGUCGAUUUCUUCGGAGGACACCUUCGCCGAAGACCUGCUGCUGGAGGACCUGAGCGAGGCGAUCGUGCAGCUGGCGGAGAAGACCUGGCAUGCCACCCGCAAGACCGAGCGCGUCGGCCACACCGUGGUGCUGAAGCUGAAGACCGCGCAGUUCCGCAUCCUUACCCGCAGCUUCACCCCGGAGCGCCCGCCGGAAUCGAUGGAAGAACUGCGCGACAUCGCCCUGGCCCUGCGUGCCCGCGUCGACCUGCCGGCCGAAACCCGCUACCGCCUGGUGGGCGUCGGCCUGGGCGGUUUCCGCGAAAAGGAGCCGGUGGUGCAGGGCGAAUUGUUCGAGCACGGAACGAACGAUUCUGAAGGAAAUUGA
This is a messenger RNA of Cylicocyclus nassatus, 1095 nucleotides long. The record is from the annotation of a GenBank genome assembly. NCBI's taxonomy places the organism in Eukaryota, Metazoa, Nematoda, Chromadorea, Rhabditida, Strongylidae.